This is a messenger RNA of Vitrella brassicaformis, 2720 nucleotides long. The record is from the annotation of a GenBank genome assembly. Lineage: Eukaryota; Vitrellaceae.
GGGCAGGUCAGUAUUCACUGACGAAGGGAUGGAAGAGGACGAGAGGGACUCAGAUGAUCAAAGGGAAGUAAGGGAGCACUCUUGAUGGAUUUCGACGAGUGGUUCCACGCAAGAUUGGACAGACUCACAGAGCCCGACUUCGACGCACGCAAAGGUCAGAUCCAGCCGUGCAGAUGUCCGCCACGCUCUCUUGCUGAGUGUGCUUCCCUGUUAUUGUGUGUGCAGGUCCGUCGCCCCGUGUGAUUCCCCAUGUGACGUUUGUCGUGAGCUACGCCGCCAGCUGGGCGUUUGCCUGCUGCCUGCUGCACCUGUACGACGAUGUGCCGCGGGAGAGGACGGGGGCGUCGUCCUAUGAGAUCAUCGCCUUCAAUAUCGCCUGCUUCAUCAUGCUCCAGAUAUUCGUCAUGGAGGUCAGCCAGCCAGCCAGUCGGCCCGGUGUGUGGUUCGUUAUCCCUCCCUGUGUCUGGACGCCAUUGAAAUGUGUGCGUGUGUGUGUGUGUGUGCAGCUGUUCCCGGUGAUAUCGCUGAUCUUCAGUCUGCAAAAGCGUCCGGCCUUCAACUACCUACACCUGAAGCUCAAGCAGGCCACGCUUAACCUGGGUCUCCUGUUGGUGGGCAUCUGCUGCUACGCAACCCUCAUAUGCAACUCGUGGCCCGUCUUCAUCGACCCCGUCACCGGCAACCGCCUGUACGGCGCCCGCCUGAUGGAGUGGACCGUCAGCUGCCCACUAUCCAUUUACCUCACCGGGCGGCUCACAUUCGGCCGGCCGCUGAGCGUGGUCAUCAAACCCAUGGCGUGUAUGUCGCUGUCCAUUCAGCUGGCACUCGCGUAAGCUUAGCAGGGAGGCCAUGCCAUGAGUGGCUGAGCACCCAUCCCCUUAUAUAUCUCGGUCUGUGUCCUUCCCUGUGUAUUGUAUGUGCAGGGCGACGCUGCUGCGUCCGUCGUGUUUGUGGCUGCGGUGGGCCUUCGGCGUGCUGCCUCUGUGCUGCUUCCUGGGGGCGCUUCACUACAUGCUGGACUUCCUAGUCAAGACCAAGACCAGGGAGCCUGGUGACGGAGAGGCCGAUGACGCGUCCAGCAGCGACGGCAGUGGCGCGGUGGACGCGUCUGUGGCGCAGCAUAAGCCGAGGGAAUGGGUGAAGAAGACCAUUCUCGGCAGCAAACUGGGAGGAUGUAAGUCGACAGAUAGACGAACAAGGGACAACACAGUCCUGGAGGGGAGGGGGUGGUGACUGACUGGCUUUGUUUGGGGUGUGGUGUGUCGCAGGGACGCUGUGUGCGAUAGUGUUCCAUCUCACCUUCCUGGGCAUCAUGCCACCUUGUGUGGACCAGGUAGGUCACUUGACUUGCACCGCACACACAUAUCAUGAUGGAUGCAAAUACACAGACAAGCUUUAACACCAGCUGGUGCAUACGGGGUGUGUGUGUGUCACAUGUGUCAGAUUUUGUAUACUGUGUUUGAUGCGACGGCCAAGUUGGUGGAGUGUGUGAGUCAAACGGCCCUCCGCACCACAGAGUGGGAUGCCUUGGUCAUGCAGGUUAAGAUGGUCCAGCAAUCAGCCCACAACGGGUCAGCCACUGACCGCACGCACACUAACACGAAGACACCCACUUGACCUUCCUCUCUGUGUGUUGCAUCCCAUCCAUCUCUUGCAUAUCAGUCCGAGCCCCGAGAUGGCUGCCCGUCUGGAGCUGCACCAGAGCAGGAAGGACGAGCUGGAAGACAGGGUGCUGCUGUCACACCUCAGGGACCGCAGCACAUCCUCCUCGCCCGAACGGCUGUCCACCAAGAGCGGGGGAUUCAGACGACCAUGCCCGCCAAGGGACACACUGCUGCUGUAGCUAGAAGGGGAGAGACAAGAGGGAGGGAGGGGUUGAAUGGGGGUUUUGUCUGUCUGUCCGUGUGUCGUCCCUGCCCCUGCCCGUGUCCAAAGGAACGAGGCUGAUCCAUGAAUGGAUGGAUGGAUGGAUGGAUGUGGACGCGGGUGGGUGGGGGGCGGCAGAAAUGGCCGGCCGUUUUAUGGGAGCGGGUGAGAAAAAGACGGAGGAGGGAUGGGGGACGGGCCUUAUCGCUACUGUUGCGUGUUUACAUGUGUGUGUGCGUGUCUGUCAGCUGUGGCGAAGGAGGGAGGGAGGGAGGGAGGGAGGGAGGAUGGGGGAGAGGAUGGCGCUGUCUUGAGCGGUUACUCACUAUUGUGAUGUCUCGGCAGCGCUGUGCUGUAUAGUCUGAGAAACACAGAGGAAGAGAAGAGAGAGAUGGGCACCCGAUAGGUACCCGCUUGCUUGCCUGCCUGUCUGCCUGCCUGGCCAUCUGUGCGGAUGAGAGAGGAAGCGGGGAGGUGCGGUGCUCUGUGUGUGUGUGGGACCGACCACACACGCACACGUAUUUGUAACAGCUUGUGUCAGUGGGUGAGCCGCUGGCUGGCUGGCUGACUGGCCAAUGGACAGAUUGUCCAUUCAGCCAGCCAGCCAGCGGAUGGAUGAUGAACUGCCUAAUGCUGUUUGAAUGACGAACUCUUUCCCCUUGCCUACCGAUGGAUGACUGGAUGGAUGACUGGAUGGAUGGAUGGAUGGCAUUUUUGCCACAGCCUGUGGGCCUCUGCUGUGGCGUGCGUUUGAGGUGCAUGGAAUUUGCAUGUCGUGGACUCAGGUGUGCGUGUGUCUGCAUGCAUGCCUGCUUCGUGCUGCACGGGUGCGUUGGUGCGUCGGUCGACUCGUG